Mizuhopecten yessoensis (Yesso scallop) is the source of this 1632-nucleotide messenger RNA. Its product is annotated as protein BRICK1-like. NCBI's taxonomy places the organism in Eukaryota, Metazoa, Mollusca, Bivalvia, Pectinida, Pectinidae. Gene Ontology annotation, biological process: regulation of actin polymerization or depolymerization; cell motility; actin filament organization. Bases 19 to 243 code for a protein of 74 amino acids. The transcript has 3 exons. Gene Ontology annotation, cellular component: SCAR complex. The record is from RefSeq and is a predicted model, not a curated record. Gene Ontology annotation, molecular function: protein-containing complex binding.
GAAUUGUUAUUUGACAAGAUGGCGCAUACACAAGGAGCACAGAAACCUGUUCAACAAGAUUGGGCUAAUAGAGAGUACAUUGAAGUGAUCACAGGCAGUAUAAAGAAGAUAUCUGACUUCCUUAAUUCAUUUGACACAUCAUGCAGAUCAAGACUUGCCAACUUAAACGAAAAACUGACAGUGUUGGAGAAGAGGGUUGAAUACAUUGAGGCCAGAGUAACGAAAGGAGAGACGCGGCCAUAGCAAAUAUAGGGAUGUACUCAUGACUAGCAGUAAACUUGGAGCAUUGGAGCAAGAUACCUCUGUUGAUCGGAAAUGAAUGCAUGCAGACUCUUUUAUGUUGUAAAACUGAUGCCAAGCCAGAUAUAGCAUGGAUGAGAAUGUUGAUCGUUGGAAGUUCUAUUUGUUGACAAAUUUCUUCAUAUUCAGUUUGAUGAAGCAUAUUUGCUCCUAUGAUUAUUCCUCGGACUUCUGUUUAGAUGAUCAAUAGCCCUGAAUUAUUUAUUCUGGAUGUUUACACUAGAUUUACACUAGAUACGAUUAUUACCAUUAGAGCAAUGAUGAAUGAUCUGAACCUGUGCAUAAUUACAACUAAUAUAAAACACUUCUGAAUUGAAAGAAAGCAGUAACAGUCAGAAGAUUGUCUGCUCAUUUUUUUACAUAGUUAACUAAAAAACAAUAAAUGUCCUCCGGUUUUUAAUAAAAAUAUGAUCUAAAAAUAUUUCGGGCAUUUUACAGAACAUUAUCUAUUUUCUAAGUGUUAAUAUGUAAUUUAUGUAAAGCAAUGUGUUGAAAUUCUUUUAAGUGAGAUAAUUCUUUUCCCCAUUGAUUCACAAUUCAUGUAUAUUUUAUGCAAAUGUAUAAUCCCUGUUCACAUUUAUGGGAAAAAAAUGCCUGCAAAAUAUUUCCAUUAUCUAAAAAAAGUAAAAUUUUACUAUUUCAUUUGGGAGACAAAGAAAUAGGUGAAAUGCAGAAUAUUGAUUAAAAAGUUAAAUUCAAUAAAAGUUAACACUGAACUUGUGGCUACUUUAAAUUUUCUUUCAGAAAUUGAGGUCUAUACUUUUGACUUAGUUCUAUGACAGACAUCAAAAAGCAAUUCAUUUUUCUUAACAUUAUUAUAUGUAAUAGUUUUUGUUCAUCAGUUUUUUGUUUUUUUAUUUAAAUCAUAGUAUAUUUUGUAUUUAUAGACAAUUAUGGACAUAUUUUGUUGUGUAUUUUGUUUUGUAUUAGAGGUCAUCACUGACCAAAUACAUGUGCAAUUGGAUGUAUGGAAGGGUAUGGAUGUGAGAUGAGCCUACAGGACUAGCUAUAUAUUGUAUAUGUACCAGUAGGUUUGAAGUGUAUGCAUAGUAAUUUUUCAAUAUUGACAAAAAAUUUCGCACUGCUGUAGAAACGAGAAAAAGCUUGUCAAAUCUUUUGUUAUAAGUUACCUUCAGAUUUGUUGAGGUGAAUGACUCACUGCUGCUGUAGCUAUCGCCAGACCAUGGCAACAAUAACUCCAGACCAGACCAUGGCAACAAUAACUCCAGACCAGACCAUGGCAACAAUAACUAUAUACCAUGGCAACAAUAACUAUAUACCAUGGCAACAAUAACUAUAGACCAUAGCAACAAUAAAUCCAGACCAUGGCAA